AUGUUGAAAAUAAAGGAAAAUGAAAUACAUUUUCAUAAUUUAAUGCUCUUUUGUUUCCGGAAAGGUAAAAAUGCUGCACAAAUAGCAAAGAAGAUAUGUGCUGUUUAUAGAGAUGGUAUCAUUGCUGCAAAUACUGUUCGUAAAUGGUUUGCUAGGUUUAGAACCAAAACGUUUGACCUGGAAAAUCGUGAGCUUUCUGGCAGACCUACAGUUGUUGACAAUGAACAAAUCAAGACUUUAAUAAAAAAUAAUUCAUGUCACAUAACGCAAGACAAUGUAGAAAUUCUCCACAUAUCUUAUGCGAGCAUUAUAAAGCAUUUAAAAACAUUUGAUUAG
Messenger RNA from Octopus sinensis (East Asian common octopus), 336 nucleotides. Its product is annotated as histone-lysine N-methyltransferase SETMAR-like. The transcript has a single exon. Lineage: Eukaryota; Metazoa; Mollusca; Cephalopoda; Octopoda; Octopodidae. The coding region runs from base 1 to 336 and encodes 111 amino acids. The record is from RefSeq and is a predicted model, not a curated record.